AUGGUCGAUAUUUACGUUGGUUCCGAGAACACACAUUGGAUUCUUCAUGAGAAGCUCUUAUGCCAUCGAUCUCGAUUCUUUCGCAAUGUGUUCUACAAUAAGAACGGAAGGAAGAAUACCGUAUAUGGACUGCCAGACGAGGAAGAUGAACCCUUCAAGUUGUUCGUGGGCUGGCUGUACUCGGAACGUGUGCCCGCUCCCAAGGAGGAAUCCGAUCUUUCGCCCUUGCUCGAUGUUUACCUCAUGGCAGAGAAGUGGGAAAUCAAGAGGUUGAUUCAUGAAGUGCUCGAUGCCGUCCGCCGUUACUACCACGACACCGACACCUGGCCGAGCCUCAGACGAGUUCAGUACAUCUAUUCCAACACCGAGAACGAUUCGCCCAUGCGACAAUUGAUUGUGUCGUGUGUCGCGAGGAUGCUUGUUACCGGCAACGAAGUGCCCAAGCACUGGGAACAAGCCUUACAGAAGAACGGUCAGCUCGCGGUUGACAUUAUACGAGCAGUGCAGAAAUGGCAUUUCAAGCCUGAAGAAAUCCCUGAUGCCAGAGAAGAGCCAGUCGAGCAGCACGUUGAUGCCGCGCAAGAGAAUGGAUGGAAGCAGGACAAGGAUGACGACGAUGAGAAUAAGCUCGAUUGGGGCGAGGGUCUCACUUAUAGUGGCAGUCAGAGCCGAGCGAGUAAUGUCAAUGGCGGACAAUCGGAGUCCUGA
Pseudocercospora fijiensis CIRAD86 is the source of this 708-nucleotide messenger RNA. RefSeq lists its product as uncharacterized. The coding region runs from base 1 to 708 and encodes 235 amino acids. NCBI's taxonomy places the organism in Eukaryota, Fungi, Ascomycota, Dothideomycetes, Mycosphaerellales, Mycosphaerellaceae. Gene Ontology annotation, molecular function: protein binding. The transcript has 2 exons. The record is from RefSeq and is a predicted model, not a curated record.